Messenger RNA from Hippocampus zosterae (dwarf seahorse), 1806 nucleotides. RefSeq lists its product as uncharacterized. The transcript is spliced from 2 exons. Lineage: Eukaryota; Metazoa; Chordata; Actinopteri; Syngnathiformes; Syngnathidae. The record is from RefSeq and is a predicted model, not a curated record. Bases 109 to 1272 code for a protein of 387 amino acids.
GCGAGAUCUCGCAAUACUUUAUUUAUUUAUUUUUAAUGGUCGUUGACUUGCUUCCGGGUCAUCGUACGUGCUUCCGGGUCAUCGUACGUGUAAACGCAGACAACAGUUAUGGAGCGUGUUCAACCGUUCGUGAGUUUAAUAGAAUUUUACUUUGAAAUCGGCUUGAAAUACAAAGACAUUAAAUCUGUUCUUGAUGUUAAGUACGGUUUCCAAAUAAGUGAAAGACAUUUGAAGCGAGUGCUGAACCAAAGAGGACUAUUUCGUCGGAAAACGUUCAAUGACUUGGCAGUCCUGGUUGACUUCAUUCGCAACCAAUUGCAGCAUUCCGGACAACUACACGGUUACAGGUGGAUGUACAGUAAGUGCAGAGAAUAUGGACUUCUUGUCAGGAAAGAGGACGUUCGUCUGGUCCUGAAAGAGUUGGAUCCGAGAGGAGUGUCGUUAAGGCAAGCAAGACGUUUGAGACGGCGAAACUACUUCUCCAAAGGGCCCAAUUUUAUAUGGCACAUGGACUCCUAUGACAAACUGAAACCAUUUGGAAUUUGUAUCAAUGGGGCUAUUGAUGGUUUUUCAAGGAAAAUAAUGUGGCUCAAUGCCUACAUAACUAGUAGUGACCCGAAGUUGAUUGGGGGUUACUACAUCGACGUUGUGCACCGUUUGGGGGGUUGUCCUCGAAUCGUUCGAGCUGAUCUUGGGACUGAAAAUGGUCACGUCAAAGGCUUUCAGCGUUUCCUCGUGCCAAUACCGCCAGGCAGCACUCUUGACAGUUACUUGGAUGGAGCCAGCACCGCCAAUCAAAGAAUUGAAUAUUGGUGGCGGUUUCUUCGCAGCCAGUGCAUGGAGUUCUGGUUAUCCCUCUUCACAGACCUCAGAGACAAUGGCUUCUUUGAUGGUGGAUUUCUGGACAAAAACAUCCUACAAUUUUGUUGCAUGGGACUUAUUCAGGAUGAGUUGGAUGACACGGCCUUAGUUUGGAACAGCCAUCUCAUCAGGCCCUCAAAGAACAUGAAUGUCCCCAGUGGUCGGCCCAACGUGAUGUAUACGUUACCUGAACUUUAUGGUACAACGGACUUCCUCUCCCCGGUUGACAAUGAACAAGUUCAACUGUGCAAAAGCCAGUGUGUGUUUCGUUUGACCAUGCCUUGUGAUCCAGAUGUAUUUGCAUUGUGUGCUUUUUUAAUGGCCCAGUCCGAUCUAAUGCCACCAAAAGAUCCAUUUCAGGCUGUGAACUUGUAUUUACACCUCAGAGAGGCCCUCACCGCUACUCUUUAAGAUAAGAAAACCUUUAUUAGACUCGCAAUGGAGAAAUUCCUAAUUCACAGCAGCAAAUUUAUGAAAGGAAGAAUAUAAAAUAUACAAAAUAUAGGAGCUGCUGGAAAGGCGGCCACUCUCACGGCUGCUGGAAAGGCAGCCACUCUCACUGCGCCAUUUUGAAGUCAAAAUAACACAACACAUAGGACAGACAGCCGUGCAAUCUUCACCAAUUUUCUGCAUACACUUUAUAAAUUACAGCAAUCUGUGUAUUGCUUGGUGUUUGGACCAAACUAUAUUACGGCUCCUCAACUGGUGUGAGAAGUAACAUUUACUGAAGCCUGAAUUUGACCAUUGUCAUUUCUUUUAUCACUUCACCUUCAAAGGAUAAUUGAAACACUUUUGAUGACAAAUAAUAUAUACCCAUCAUAAUUAAAAGCAUUGUUGAUCUGCUGUUUUUCUACCUGUACAGUAUAAGGACAACAUAUAUUAUCUACAAUAUAAAAUGUUUGUCUGUCAAAGCAUUAUCGGUGUAAAUAAACAUUCUUUCUUGGU